AUGUUUCAAAAAAUCUUUUGCUCAAGUCCUAUUCUAUUACUGUUACUAUUUUUAAAUGUUAUAAUCAAUGAAACCUUGGCAGCACGUCAACAUCAUGUACAUGGUAGACCCGCCAUAAUAAAUCUUGACUCGAACACGAUACAAAAUAAAUACCUUUGGAGAUGUUUGGACACUUCUACGAAUCCAUUACAAGUAAUAGAUUGUAAUGGUGGCUCAACACAAAAUAAGUUUUCCUUUGGAAUGCUCCAGCAAAAUUACGAUGGUUGCAAAAACCCAUUUGUGGUUUAUGGACCUGAACUUACUAUAUUAUCAUGGAACAAAAAAGAUAACACAUUAUCUAUGAGUUCUUCGGUUAACGCUACAAAUGUAGAAUGGUGUUAUAGUGAUUCAAAUUAUGAGGAUGCACUUACUAUUCAUCCAUAUUCCCAACUGGAUCAAUGUCUGGCUGCUCCUUUGAAAGAGGGAGAUCCCGUAUCUGUUAUUAAUUGUGUAGUUGAAAGUCAGGAGCAAUUAAUGGGAAUAUCAUGGACAUUAUAUGUCGGAAGUUAA
Messenger RNA from Entrophospora sp. SA101, 549 nucleotides. NCBI's taxonomy places the organism in Eukaryota, Fungi, Glomeromycota, Glomeromycetes, Entrophosporales, Entrophosporaceae. The record is from the annotation of a GenBank genome assembly.